AUGCCAAGUAGGAGGCGAACCAAAAAGAAGAACAAAAGAACCAACAAAUAAUAAAAGUCAAUAUAAGUCGAAAAACAAAAACCUGCCAAAAUUGAUUAUUAGCCUAAACCGGCGACAAGAGCCCAGAGCAAGACCAAAGAACAAAAGGAAAAUCAAAAUGUAUAGGAAUCCGUCAAACAAACUAAGGGCCACAUUGAUAAACCUCAUAACAAAGAAUAACAUCCUAAUUCGUAAAAUGAAAAAGGGAUUCCCGCUUCUUCAACAUUGACUCAUUAACAAGAGUGUUCCGAUCAAAUUUCUUAGAUUUCACAGUUAUUUACUCUCUAAAAAAGUGAAGCUCCAAAUAAAAAUUCCCGAUAAUUAAGUAAACCCAAGAUAUUGAGUAUUCGGGCUGCUAAAUUAACCAUUCCCGCAGAAACUAAGGAAAUUCAAAUGGAUGUCGAACAAGAGGAAUGCGAGUUCAUUAAUCAGGCCAUGAUACAAACCAGAUGUAACCUCUUGGGAAUGCCCAAACAGAGUAAAUCUAAGAAAGACCAUUCUCUGACAACAGAAAAUAACUUCGCAUUUGACCCAUCUGAACAAUCAGCCAACAUCCAAGCCCCUCGUCCUCACAAAACUAAAGAACAAUUAGCUCUCAUGGAGGAAUGCUUUACAUCCUUACUUGAAAGCACAAUUCCAGAUGAAAUUCUUUGUAGGGAUCAAGAAAAGAUACUAAUCACAAGAUUCAUUGAGGAUGGCAUCAAAAAUAAUGGAUAAAAAUAAGCAUUAUAUAUAUCGGGAGUUCCUGGAAUAGGCAAAACAGCCACAGUCUUGGAGGUCAAAAAUAAAUUGCUCUCCAAAAAACUCAACUUUGAGUUCAUCUAUUUCAACGCCAUGAAUGUAGGAGCUCCCGAAGACAUUUAUCCCUUUCUCUAUGAAAAAUUCACCAACAAAAGAGAAACCUCCAGAAUCAAAUCUUGCAUCCUUCUAACCGAACUCUUCAAUGGUGAAUCAGAAACCAUCAAACAAAACAAAGUAGUAUUACUAGAUGAAUGCGACCAUCUCUACACAACAGACCAACAAGUUCUAUACAAUUUGGUUGAUUGGCCUCAACAACCUUCAGCCCAUCUGAUCAUAAUCAUGAUUGCUAACACUAUGGAUUUUCCUGAAAGGCUCAAGCCUAAAUUAUAAUCCAGAUUAGGAAAUCAUCGCAUAGUCUUUAAACCCUACAACAGCACCCAGAUAGAGAGUAUAUUAUAACAGAGGAUGAAAACCAAGAAAAUUAAAUAAUUAUUUGCCUCCAACACCUUAAACUAUUUGGGCAAAAAGAUUGCUACCAUUUCGACUGAUAUUCGAAAGACUUUAAGUGUCUGUAGAACUGCUAUCGUUUUGGCUAAGGAAUAGCUCUUAAAGAAAGGCGUGUUUUCUCAAAUCGAAGUCGAUCACAUAAAACUAGCCUAUGAUAUUAUCUACAAUAAACCCUAACAUAAUUCUUUGUAACACUUUAAUGACGAGUUGAAAUUGCUUUUGAUCAUGAUCGCCCUUGAAACUCACAUUAAAGGUUACAAUUACGCCUAUUUUCAUCAAGUCAUCCAAAGAGUGAACCAAUAAAAACAAUUGCAGAAAAAAGAUACUCUUAGUAACUUUUAAAUGAAAUAAGUCUUAAUAAAGUUAUCUCAGUUGAACUUAGUUGAAAUUAAAGACGAAUAAGUAUUAUUGACAAAAAGUAGCUGGCAACAAAAAUUGCAAGUAAAUAUUCACUGCUAUUUUAUUUAGAAUAGUUUGGAUAAGGAUCGAUUAUUUAAUUUGGAGGAUGUUUUGAUUCAACUUAAAAUAAACAUCGAUGACAUUAAGAAUGGACUUUCAAAUGAUGAUCUUUUUAAAGAAUUUUCAAAUUUAUUUUGA
Molecule: messenger RNA, 1884 nt
Organism: Paramecium tetraurelia
Lineage: Eukaryota; Ciliophora; Oligohymenophorea; Peniculida; Parameciidae
Exons: 5
Biological process (GO): mitotic DNA replication checkpoint signaling; DNA replication initiation
Cellular component (GO): nuclear origin of replication recognition complex
Molecular function (GO): DNA replication origin binding; ATP hydrolysis activity
Source: RefSeq, a predicted model, not a curated record